AAAGCCAGCUGUCAUUUUAUGGUUUUCAAAAACCGAAAAGUCUCUAAUAAGACAAAACAAAACAUCAAAACUAGUUGUUUUGUUCAAAACCCAGAUAAAAUUAUAAUCGGAUUCUUACUUCGAUAUAUUUCGGUCGUUGGCACCGCGAAACCCACCGCAUUUAGUUGUUAUUCAAGGAGAAAAGUGGGUGUGCAUACAAAUACCUAUUCUGUUUUGAAAUGACUUGAUGUGUCCACACAACAUGGAUUCUAAUAAAUACAGCCCAACAAAAACAUAUCCAGGUGCUCUUGAUAACAAUGAUGAGCCAUAUCCAAGUUUAUCAGAUUAUCAUGAUUAUGAGCCCAAUCUUGAGUUUGAUGACACAGAACUACAUCAAGCACCAAAUAUUUUGGAAUCCACAGUUGAAUUACUCAACGCUGAAGCAAAUGGUAUUGUAUCACCUGAAUCAGAUUUUGGGGAAGACAAUUUUGAAGACCUGGCUGAAAAUUUAGACAGCAUGACUUUUUGUUCCACUUCUUAUCCAGAGGUGGGACAAGAACCUGCUGAGGAGUUUGCAGAAAUUGCCAAACAUGGGAUUAUUGAUGUGAAAGGUGAUGAUUCUGGUGGCAGGAAAAUUAUUGUGGUUUAUGCCUGUAAAUUACCUCCUGCCAAAGACAUUGAUCAUGGACUGUUUUUAAGAUAUCUGAUGCAAACACUACAAACAUAUGUAUCGCAAGAUUACACCUUAGUCUACUUUCAUUACGGCCUUAACAGUAAAAAUAAGCCAUCUUUAAAAUGGUUGGUACAGGCUUACAAAGCCUUUGAUCGCAACUACAAGAAAAAUCUCCAAGCUUUGUACUUGGUGCACCCAACAAGUUUUUUGAAAUUCGUCUCGCAGCUGUUUAAACCACUGAUCAGUGCGAAAUUCGGCCGCAAAUUAAAUUAUAUUUUUUCCCUUGAAGAGCUCAAUACACACAUACGAACAAGUAAUUUGGAUAUACCACAGGAAGUUAUAGAGUAUGACCAAAAAAUCAAUGUUUCUUCCGCAACUCCAACUGAAGCUGAGGAGGCUGUGGAACAUUUAGCUACGCAACAAUUCGGUGUCACGUUGUCCGACAUCAAGAUUCAUUACAAUGUUUCCAUUCCGCCUGUUGUUAAACAAUGCGUGGAAUAUCUGGACCAACCUGACGCGCUAGAGACUGAAGGAUUGUUUAGAAGGUGUGCGGGCAUAGAAACAGUGAGAGCUUUACAACAAAUUGCUGAUAGAGGAGAAGCUUUACAAUUCGAAGGUCCUCAUCAAGCUGCAGAUCUACUCAAAAAGUUUUUGCGGGAGUUAAAAGAGCCUUUGUUAACUUACGACUGCUAUGAUGAAAUACUUCAAUUCCAAAGUUGGUCCAAGGAGGAACAACUUCGUAACGUACAGAUUUUAGUAAUGGAAAAGCUGCCCAAAGAAAACUACAAUCUUCUGAAAUACAUAGUGAGCUUCCUAAGCAGAGUUCAGGAACGAUCCGACUUGAAUAAAAUGACAGCACAAAACUUGGCUGUGGUUUUCGGUCCGAAUUUGGUAUGGUCUUAUAAAUAUUCGAUGUCGCUUGCAUCAAUUGGACCUAUUAAUAACUUUACGGCGUUUCUUCUUCUGCAUCACAAUGAAAUAUUCAUCAUAUAGGAGUCCUGUAAUAACUGUGAUUUUUUGUUUUAAGUUUAGGGUACAAACGUUGUUGCAUUUAAUCCUAUAAUUUCAAAUUCCUGCUUCUGAUAUAAGCUUUGGCGUUUCUUACUUGGUUCUAAUGACAAAUCUUCAAGAUGUUUUCUCAUGGUUAUUGAAUAAAUUGUUAUCUUAUUUGGAAGUGUAAUUUAUGUAAGCGAAAAAUUCGCAAUGUUAGAUUGUGCGACGAGUUUAAAAAAAUAUGAAAUGAGUUUUUUUGAACGUGUCGCAUUUGUAUAAUAUUUAAAGUACUGAAUGUGUUGCUUAUUUUACAAAAAACAACAUAUAAAGACUUGUAAAAAUAUAGUUAUAGACAAAAAAGUAUAUAAAAUGUAUACCAGAACAAAUGUAGUAGUUUUGUAUAAUAUACCGCGUACCUGUACAUUAACGGAAAUCACAAGAAAUUUGUUUAUGCUGCUUGUGAUUACUAUUAAUGAAUGCGUUAGCGAUUUUAUAUUAAAAAUAGUUAGUCAAAGUACCAAAGAAAACGUAUAUUUUUUGCUAUUUUUUAUUGUUCAUAAAUUAUUUUGCUACAUUUGUCUGAAUUAAUUUUUGUAGGAGGAAGUUAAUUUGAUUUAUUAAAAAUUUAACAAUCGGAACUGAACUAGAGGUACCUACAUAAAUCAAUUCUGCUACAUUACAAUUUCUUAUAGAUAGUGCCAUUCAUAUUUGACUUGAUUGUUUUCAAAAGUAUAUACAGGGUAUUGUUAGUCUUGCUGCUAUGUAUAUUCAUAUCAUUUGUUUAUAAUGUAUGACUUUCUCCUAUAUAAAGAUUAUUAAUAGUUUUUAACAAAUGUAUGUAUUUAAUGGCGUAGUUAAGAUUUUGUUUUUAUAUAUGGGCUACAUAUUUUCAAUUAUCAUCUAUUUUUGUGAAUGAUAUUUUUAUAUAAGUUUAUUGAUGUCGCCUACUUAUACUUUUGUAAACAUUAACAGACUGAUUUAAUUCAAAUUUUCUAUGUAAAUUCCUGUGUAUUAACAACUGUAAAUUAACAAUUAUUAUUAUUUUAA
Molecule: messenger RNA, 2692 nt
Organism: Aethina tumida (small hive beetle)
Lineage: Eukaryota; Metazoa; Arthropoda; Insecta; Coleoptera; Nitidulidae
Product: rho GTPase-activating protein 1
Exons: 8
Coding region: 227-1645 (472 amino acids)
Biological process (GO): negative regulation of endocytic recycling; small GTPase-mediated signal transduction
Cellular component (GO): cytoplasm
Molecular function (GO): GTPase activator activity
Source: RefSeq, a predicted model, not a curated record